This is a messenger RNA of Heterotrigona itama, 1014 nucleotides long. The record is from the annotation of a GenBank genome assembly. Lineage: Eukaryota; Metazoa; Arthropoda; Insecta; Hymenoptera; Apidae.
UCGUAACGAGUUCUUUUAAUUUACAUUAUAUUACACAAGCUUUCUAUAAUAUUUAAAUUUUAUUUUAUUUUUUUUUUUUUUGCGUUGCAGGUUCUGCAUCUGUAGAGCAGAAGAAUGGAAACGGUAGCACGAAGAACAGCAAAACGAAUAACAAUGGGAUCGAGGUGAACAGAAAUGAGGAACAAAAUGGUUCUGGCGAGCUCAAGAGCCAAGCGAAGAAGAAGCCAAACGCACCUGGAAGUGGCCCUCUGUUGCAACAAGCGGACCAGACUAUGACGAAAGUCUCGACACAACUACCAGAGCCGAACGUGUGUCUAACCUGCUCCGUCAAUGGGAGCUGGCAAGCGUGACCUGGUCGAGUGUGUCCGAUCUGAACAAUGCAUCGCCAUCGGUGACGAAGAACCGUAAUUCAGGAUUGAACUCAUCCCGGCAAAGUCUAAGCGCGAAAGAUAGAGAGGGGAUGAGGAACAUAGUCGGUGGUAGACCGGAGAGCGCACCUAUUUACAUGAGAAACGCAAAUCGCGUAGAUGGUCUCCAAGAGACUCACUGCCCAUCGCCAAGUAUGCCGAGGCACAUGUUAGAGUCCAUCACACAGAGUCCAACGCAGAGCUUAAAAAACGUCACGCCGCCUGGCUCCUCUCCAACGAGCCUGCAAGAUAGUUAUAAGGAAUGUAACGCUAAUCAACCAUCCGCGAAGACCGUGAAGGUUCAUUAUGGUGCUCAGAAUCCUGUGAAUGGAGAAUACGUGACGCAACAAGCGCUCUAUCGCGAACAGUAUUUGCAACAAACCGGGAUAAUCACGGUGCCCUCUCAAUAUUCGGCCAGUUCGCCGGGUGGCAAUGUUCUUAGAAACAAUCCAUACGUGCAACAAUACCAAAUCACCACCUCGAGGAAACGAGGCUUCAACGCCGCCCAAAUGACGUGACCGGAUUGGCCGUGCACUACCAAAUAAGACUGACACAACACUUACUUAUGUAGACACACUUUGCGAAUGAAGAGAGAGAGAGAGAGAGA